Molecule: messenger RNA, 1225 nt
Organism: Larimichthys crocea (large yellow croaker)
Lineage: Eukaryota; Metazoa; Chordata; Actinopteri; Sciaenidae
Product: retinol dehydrogenase 8
Exons: 7
Coding region: 249-1175 (308 amino acids)
Biological process (GO): estrogen biosynthetic process
Cellular component (GO): cytosol; cytoplasm
Molecular function (GO): estradiol 17-beta-dehydrogenase [NAD(P)+] activity
Source: RefSeq, a predicted model, not a curated record
CGGAGUCGGUUUAUGUGACCCAUUUAGGUAAUCGCUGGAUUUAUGUAGGCUUAAAUCCCGAUGUGAGUUCGUGUUGCUUCAGUCUCAAUGCUUCAACCUCCAGCCAUCGUAGGUGAUCGAUCGGAUGGUUUAGUUUAGUCUUUAGUUUCCAUAUCUGCCGCUGUGGAGGACGCGCCGCUCGCUCUACAGCAUUUUUUGACUGUGCAGUCUGGAUCCUCCUGAGCCUUGAGGUCAAAGGUUAAACAGCCAUGGGAACCAGGAGGGUGCUAGUAACGGGAUGCUCCUCUGGCAUUGGCUUGGCCGUGGCUGCAAAGUUGGCCAAGGAUGAGCUCAGACGGUUUAAAGUGGUUGCCACAAUGAGGGAUCUUAGGAAACGGGGGCCUUUGGAAAAAGCUGCAGGUGACUCCUUAAACAAAACCCUGGAAAUCAAAGAGUUAGAUGCCUGUUGUGAAGCUUCAAUCAGAGAGUGUGUCAACAGCCUGCCGGACAGACGAGUAGAUGUUCUUGUGAAUAAUGCUGGUGUUGGCAUGGUUGGACCACUGGAGUGCCAAAGUAUCGCUGCCAUGAAGGAGCUCUUUGACACAAACUUCUUUGGCCUGGCACGGCUGGUGAAAGAGUUGCUGCCUGACAUGAAGCGGAGGCAGAGUGGCCAUAUUGUAGUGAUGAGCAGCGUCUUGGGAAUACAAGGGCUUCUGUUCAAUGACGUCUACGCUGCCUCCAAAUUUGCUGUGGAAGGAUUUUGUGAAAGUCUGGCAAUGCAGGCAAUGAAGUUUAACAUCAAGACGACUCUAGUAGAACCUGGCCCUGUGGUAACAGAGUUUGAAAGGAAAGUGUAUGAGGAUAUUGAGAAGAUGGAUCUAUCAGGGACUGAUGAGGAGACUGCCAAAAUCCUUCGUGAAGUUUACCUGCCAUUCUCUAAAAAUAUCUUCGCCUCAUUAGGCCAGACACCAGAGGAAGUGGCUGAGCAAACAGUUAAAGUGAUCACAGCCAAGGAACCUCCUCUGCGCCACCAGACCAACCGUCUGUACAGACCGAUAACGGCACUGAAGCAUGCAGAUUCCACUGGUCAACUGUCUCUGGACACCUUUUAUAAGAUGACCUUUAAAUAUGACUAUGCGUUGAAUGCUACUCUUGGCCUGUUGAGAAUGCUGCAGAGGCGGAAAGGGAAGGAAUAAAGAUUUUAUUACACAGACUAUAAAUGUCAUUCUUAAGGAAAUUGAUUGUG